Asterias rubens (European starfish) is the source of this 2146-nucleotide messenger RNA. RefSeq names its product monocarboxylate transporter 13-like. The transcript is spliced from 5 exons. The record is from RefSeq and is a predicted model, not a curated record. Lineage: Eukaryota; Metazoa; Echinodermata; Asteroidea; Forcipulatida; Asteriidae. Gene Ontology annotation, molecular function: monocarboxylic acid transmembrane transporter activity. The coding region runs from base 306 to 1649 and encodes 447 amino acids. Gene Ontology annotation, biological process: transmembrane transport; monocarboxylic acid transport.
ACAGAAAGGUUGUAUCUCUCUAACUUAUAUACAUUGUAGUCGUAGUAUUUGUUAAGGUUCAUUUAUUGUGGUUGUCCAAAGGCUGACCAUUAGGGUAUAAAGUAAUAUCUCUUAAUACUUAAAUAUAAAUAGUAGCUAGUAAUUGUAUUUGGGAGAUCUUAAAUAAUUUGAAUGAAGCCAAAGCUGACCAGCGCCGCCAAAUGAAGCUUAAUUCUGCCCAGACUCAGAAAUAGGACUAUGCAUCUUUGAAGCCACGUAAGCCAAUUUGCAGAGCAAAGAUAUCUUCUGCUAAACGGGACUACAUAAUGACCGUAGCACCAGAUGGAGGAUGGGGUUGGUUCGUGCUCCUUGCGGCCCACUCUACCCUCAUCUUCCGAGAGGGUAUCGCCAAGUGCCUGGGCGUCUUUUUGCCUACUUUUAGAGAUGUGUUUGAGACCAGUACGUCGAUGAUAGGUUGGAUAAGUUCCCUAUGCGUCACAUUCGCCGAUUUUACAGGUCUUAUAAGUGGACCCCUCUGUCAGCGAUUUGGCUGCCGUCCAGUAGCAAUAAUUGGCGGCGUGUUUGCUGGCUCUGGGCUGGUAGUCGCAGCUUAUGGUGCUCGGACUAUGAUGCAUUUAUCCUGGUCGCUUAGUUUUGCAGGUGUCGGGUUAGGUCUUGCACUCACCCCCAGUUUAACCAUGAUUAGUCGGUACUUUGACAAGCGCUACAGCAUGGCGAAUGGACUCGCCUAUUCUGGAUCAGGGGUGGGCAUCUUGACACUUGCCCCUCUUUCCCAACUUUUGAUUGAUUGUUACGGGUGGAGGGGAGCCCUCUCCGUGAUCGGUGCUAUGACAUUCAACGUGGCUGUAUGUGGAGCGCUACUCAGACCGCUCCAUUUGUCAACAGGGAUGAAAGGACAGGGGCGUCGAUACCAGAGACUCCCCUCGAACAAUGACGAAACCAACAGUAUCGAUUCUAGUAACGACAUUGAUGAUGACGUCACACCAGGUGGAGGGGGCGUGUCUGGAGACUCUGAAUCAGGAGGAGGAUGCUGUAAAUUCAAGGGUGAGAUCCUUGCCCUGUCGCUGUUCAAAGAUCCAUCUUUUUUGCUACUCAUGGUUGUUCAGGUCUGUGGACGUUUCGCGUAUAUGGGCUGGCUUGUCUAUUUGAUUCCACACGCUAUUGAGAAAGGGAUUACGCCAAUGGGUGCUACGCUCCUGGCCUCCAUAGCUGGUGUCACCAACAUCUUUUCCCGGGCCUUGCAUGGUAUCCUAGUGGACAGGAAGAUCUUAACAGCCACCCACCUUCUAACCAUCGCGGCUGUAGUGGCUGCUGGGUCCCUAAUGGUGGACCCUUUACUGAAAACCUUUGCGACCCUUACCAUCGCAUCGUUGACUUAUGGACUGGCUAGUGGGGUAUACUUCCCUAUAUCCGUCGUAGUAGUCAAGAAUGCUGUUGGAGUUGAGAAAUUCGCCAAUGCGUUAGGAUGGUCGUAUGGUUUUGCUGGGAUUGGACGAAUGCUUGCUGGAUUUAUAACAGGUUGGCUAUUUGAUCAAUAUGGAAGCUAUGACGUUUCCUUCAUCGUGCUUGGGCUUGUUCAGAGUGUCGCUGUGUUUCUUAUGCUCAUCAUAUGCUGUGUGGAGUACCACCGAAAACGACGUCAACUAUAAACAGUAAUGGCGCAGUUUGUCCCCCUGUGUAUGUCAAUGUAGCCAUAACGAGGCUUGGAAGACAGGUCUUGACUCUUUGCAAGGACUAUGAGGAGCCCCAUUGGAGAGUAAGGUUUGAAUAUUGUCUGGUACAAUGACUUGUUUAGUCACAAAGUACCACUGCAUUUGAGUUCCUCAGACUGCAGUUUAUAUGUCAAUUGGUUCAGGGCAAGCUUUAACAUAGCAACCUCCAGAUAAGCAAACCUUGGUACCAGAGUGUAUGGGUGUUCACCGUCUCUUACAUUACUACGCAAAGGCUUGCCCGGAAUUAUUAUGUCAUAUCAACUGUCUCUAUAGUCCGAGAAAUUCAAAAUUAAUGUAACUUGUGAUCAAGCACGUCAAGAAAGGGCAUUCUCAUUUGAAUGCUCACAUAUAUUUAUUGGGGAUCGUAAGACAUUAUUUGAACUCAUGUGCUACCAAAGUGGUCCUGUGGUAUGUACUGCAAUUGGUUGCCUCCA